Messenger RNA from Tribolium madens (black flour beetle), 2221 nucleotides. Its product is annotated as glucose dehydrogenase [FAD, quinone]-like. The record is from RefSeq and is a predicted model, not a curated record. Gene Ontology annotation, molecular function: flavin adenine dinucleotide binding; oxidoreductase activity, acting on CH-OH group of donors. The coding region runs from base 280 to 2157 and encodes 625 amino acids. The transcript has 3 exons. Lineage: Eukaryota; Metazoa; Arthropoda; Insecta; Coleoptera; Tenebrionidae.
AAUUUCAUCACGACACGCUUAAAAGAUUCUCUUAACACGAAUUACAAAAAAGACGAAAUUUGAAAAACUGAGUUGUAGUCCUUGAACAUUCCUUAUAAUAUAUUUAGACAGCUAUAAGAGUUUGUGAAUCUCCAGCAGUCUGUAUAAAACCGGAAAAAGAAGAGUUAGUAAAAAUUAAUGUGAAUGUUGUUAGGUGAGUUUAAUAAAAAUAAUCCCUCAUUCUUAUGCAAAGUAAGAAGAUUUACAAAGAAUUAAUCUAAAUCAAGAUAAUCCUUCAAAAUGUUGACACUUUCAACCAAACUCCUCCUUCUGGGGGUAGUUAGUACCGUCCUCUCCUCCCCUUUCAAACUAACCGAACAAUACAUCGCAGAAUUCAAAACUGGUAUCGAAUCCCUGAAAAAGCUCGCCCACGAACACCAAUUCUCCGAAAAAAACUUUGAUAUCAAUCUCCACAACGGUUCAAAACCAGUUCCAGACGAAAUCGAGUACGACUUUAUCAUAAUCGGCGCUGGUGCCUCUGGUUCGGUUAUCGCAAACCGAUUAAGUGAACGCCCCGAAUGGAAAGUUCUCCUAUUGGAGGCUGGAGGACCCGAAACCCCUUACACUCGCAUCCCCCGACUAGGACACUUCCUCCAAAAUAGCGACUACAACUGGGCCUACACCACCACCCCUCAGAAAAACUGGUGCAAGGGUAUGAUCGAUGGUAGUUGCGCUAUUGCUGGAGGUAAGGCUCUAGGAGGUGGUACCGCAAUAAAUGGGAUGAUGUUCACUCGAGGACAUCCCAAGGAUUACGACAAAUGGGCCGAUUUGGGCAACCCGGGAUGGUGCUACAACGACGUACUACCAUAUUUCAAAAAAUUGGAAGAUGCGGAUUUGAAAGAAUUCGACCAUAAGUACCAUAAUCGAGGAGGACCCUUCCACAUUGAACACCCACAACACCAAACCCAUUUGACCCAUGAUGUGCUACAAGCGGGGAAGGAAUUAGGACUUGAGACCAUUGAUUACAAUGGAAAGGAACAAAUUGGACUUGGAGUACUACAAAUGAACUCCAAACAUGGAGUACGACAAAGUACUGCCACAGCUUACUUAGAACCGGCUGAGAAAAGACAAAAUUUAUUUGUCAAACCUUUGAGUCACGUGACCAAAAUUUUGAUAGCCCCCCAUACAAAAGAAGCAACUGGAGUUGAAUACCUCCACAAUGACAAACUCCACAUUGCUAAAGCAACCAAAGAAAUAAUUUUAUCAGCUGGAGCUCUCAAUACUCCUCAAAUUCUCAUGUUAUCAGGAAUUGGUCCAAAAGAAGAAUUGGAAAAGUUUGAAAUACCGGUGGUUCAUGAAUUACCCGUUGGAAAGCACCUCAAAGACCAUAUAGGUUACUACGGCCUCGACUUAGUCUACAAUGGUACCCAAUCGAGUGAGGACCCCCAUUAUGACGAAGUCAUCGAUUAUUUGAAAAAUGGUAAAGGUCCAUUAACCACAACCGGCUGUGAAGUCGUAGGUUACCUCCAAACAGAAGCCUCCAAAGACAAAAUCAAGUACCCCGAUAUCGAACUAUUUUUCUCCUCCCGCAAAAUCACCUCAAAACCCUCCAUAAACCCCUUCCGAUUCAAACCCGAAAUCAUCGACUCCCUCUACAAACCCAUCGAUGGUAAAAAAAUCGUCAACAUUGGUGUCAUGCUAACCCACCCCAAAUCCAUCGGUACUGUCACUCUCAAAGACAAAGAUCCCCUCCACCACCCCUUAGUCGACCCGAACCAACUCUCCGACCCUGAAGACGAAGACCUCAACACCCUCCUCCACGGUAUUCGCAAAGCUUUGGCUUUCACAAGUACCGAACCAUUCAAAAAAUUGCAUUUAGAGGUCAAUGAGCAUCCAGUAGCGGGUUGUGAGGAGCAUAAAUGGGGAAGUGACGAGUACUGGAAGUGUGCGAUAAAACAUUUGAGUAUCAGUUUGAGGCAUGUGAGUGGUACUGCGAGGAUGGGGCCAAAAACAGAUAAAGAUGCAGUAGUUGAUCACGAGUUAAGGGUGCAUGGGGUGCAAAAAUUGAGGGUUGCAGAUGCGAGUGUCAUCCCAGUGAGUGUGACAGGACACACCAUGGCCCCAGCUAUUAUGGUAGGAGAGAAGGCGGCUGAUUUAAUUAAAGAGAGUUGGAAGUAAUUUGUGUAUUUAUAUUUAUAGUUAUAGUGAUGAAAUAAAUAAUAAUAAAAAUUAGAAUAUUUAA